AUGCCGAAAGGUUCCAAAACGGUUUCACACUGUAAAAGUGUGUGUAAAAGUGGAAAUAUUAGUCGAUGGUCUCGUGAAAAUUUGACGAACACAAAUAAACCAUCGAGUGAUGAAGAAUAUUUUAUGGGUAUGAGUGAUGAUGAUAGUUUAGAUUUUAUUGAACAAAUUCGAUUAUCAGAUGUUGGAGAUCUUUUUGAAGUCUGCAAAGAAAAAUUGGAACCAAGAAACAUCAGUGUCGUGUUAUAUCUCAUUUUAAAAUUUUUCUGGGAAGAAUAUUUUAGUCAAAUAGGAGCUACGACAUGUAAAACAUUCCACACAUGA
Messenger RNA from Didymodactylos carnosus, 321 nucleotides. The record is from the annotation of a GenBank genome assembly. Lineage: Eukaryota; Metazoa; Rotifera; Eurotatoria; Philodinida; Philodinidae.